This is a messenger RNA of Frankliniella occidentalis (western flower thrips), 777 nucleotides long. Its product is annotated as zinc finger protein 282-like. The record is from RefSeq and is a predicted model, not a curated record. Gene Ontology annotation, biological process: regulation of transcription by RNA polymerase II. Lineage: Eukaryota; Metazoa; Arthropoda; Insecta; Thysanoptera; Thripidae. The annotation marks the transcript as partial. The transcript has a single exon. Gene Ontology annotation, molecular function: RNA polymerase II cis-regulatory region sequence-specific DNA binding; DNA-binding transcription factor activity.
GCGCCGACUCCGACACACCGAAAGGAUCGACCCACACCGAUCGCCCCCCGCGCCCCACUCACCCGCUGCACCGGGCGCAUCAAGUGGCCGCGGACGAGAAGGUCACACUGCAGCGGAGAGUAACUGUAGCCGACGGUCCGGAAAGUCCAGGCAGUAGCGAGGACGGCCAGCUGGUGGUGACGCGGAGCUACUCGCCCCGCCUGAGCUACGCGAGCCGCGGCGGAGGAAAAGACGAACACCAGGACGACGAAGAUCUCGAGCAGCACCCUGAGGGCGACGGGCAGGAUGGCGAGGCCCUGCAGCAGCAACCCGAGGAUGGCGGUCAGGAAGGCGGCAGUGGGGAAGAGGGGGAGGCCGACGACAAAAGCGGCCCAGAGGAGCUUGAGGACCGAGUGCAGCGGAAGCCGAGGAACCGAUUGGUCACAGGGCAUGUUCAGGGCGGAAAACCAACAUUCAAGUGCGAUGAGUGCCAGAAAUGUUUUUCAAAGAAAAUCACUCUAGUUAGGCACAUCAAGACACACACUGGUGAAAGGCCUUAUGAAUGUGACCUUUGCCAUAGACGGUUCAGUAUUAAAGAUCAUCUCGUGAAACACGUCAGAAUCCACACUGGUGAGAGACCAUAUGAAUGUGACAUUUGUCACAAGCGGUUUCGUGAUCAAAGUGAUCUUGUCAGGCAUGUUAGAAUCCACACUGGCGAGAAACCGUAUGAAUGUGACAUUUGUAAUAAGAGUUUUAGCCUGAAACAUGUUCUUGAUAUUCACGUCAGGACCCACACUG